Molecule: messenger RNA, 7295 nt
Organism: Rhopilema esculentum
Lineage: Eukaryota; Metazoa; Cnidaria; Scyphozoa; Rhizostomeae; Rhizostomatidae
Product: pappalysin-1
Biological process (GO): cell surface receptor signaling pathway; proteolysis
Molecular function (GO): metalloendopeptidase activity
Source: RefSeq, a predicted model, not a curated record
AAAAUGUUAGGUGACAUACAUACUUCUGUUCAUUCAACCAUUGUUUUUAAAGUACGAAGGGACAUCUGAAAAAAUUAUCCAAUCGUGUUCGGUCACAUUGUCCUGGAUUCUAUAAUAUUUUUGCAUUGUGGUUGAUGUAGAAGUUCAAUGCCGUUUGCCAUCGUACGAUCGUGUGUUUUAAGAAUAUUAUGACAUUUUUAAUCUAAACAAACAGCUCCAGGGACGCAGGAAAUUCUGCAGAUUGCGCCGAACAAAAAAUGACCAGGUCUGUAAGCACUUGCUACAGAUUGGAGAGAAACUCUGAGAAAAACAUAAGGAAAAAUAUUUGCAAGGUCAUGUCACAUUGAUAAAUCGUGGAACAUCAAUUGUUCAGUUCAAUCUGGAAAAUUAAUAGUCGAAUCCACAAUUAAACGGUUCGUUUGUGAAAGAUCCAACGGAGAAAGCUCGUUUGCCUCACGUCGUAAAAAUUGCAAAGAAGUGCAAAGGCUCCUGAAGGGAAAAAAAAGAAUUUAUUGAAAAGAGUGAGAAAGCCUUUGUGUUGUAGCUUCCUAUCAAUUGCUAAACUGUAUUGAAUUGUGCUAAUGUUAUGCUAAGCAGAGCUUUUCAAAUCGCGGGUACAGAGUUUGCUCAACAUUCGAAAACAUCGUCUUCAGUUGAAAGUUAAUCGGUGGCUGAACGCAAGGAAACAGUGAUGGUAAGAGCAAAACCUAAUUUGAAAAGUUCGCAGCAAAAUCUAUGCUCUGAUGGAAUUUAAGGUGAUUUUUAAUCCUUAACAUAAUUUUACAGCAACGUUGAAUCCUGGAUUGAAAGUGUUGAUAAUUGGAAAGUGUCAUUAUUCGACAAUAAUGAACAAACAAAAGGGAUUAGCGUAAACAUGAGCUGAUUUUAUAGACCAUAUAUGAUCAUUUGCCGACCAAAUGAUUCAAAUCGUUGCUAAGAAUUUCGCAAAGAUGUUCUUGAUGUGGGAAAAAGCUUUUUUGAUUAUGUAAAGAAUUUGCCGGGAAGUCCUAAGGCGUCGAGGAUCAUCCAUAAAAUAAAAGCCUGGCUUUGAAAGCUGCGCUGGAACUCGUCACGCAAGAGCACCGUUGCCCAGACCUGAUAACGUGCAAUUCUUCGCCAAGUCGCUUAUCCAUAUUAUACAGGCCGAUGUGUUGAAUCUGAAUCCAAAACAUUGCGGAUAACAUGCGGAUUGUCGAUAACAGUUAGAUUAAGCCCACGAGGACGGAGACAAGGGCAUUUCUUUGGCUUUUCUCUGCUUUGCUAAAGAUUACGAUGGUCUGAAGGGCUCAUUUAAGUCAGUAAAUUCUUUGAGGGUGUCAUUCCAUCAAGACUUAAAUGUAAAAAUGCGCAGUAAGGAGAAUUUCUUUCUCCUAUUGCUCCUGACGGCAAAUGUUAUCAAGCGGCUCUGCGGCACUAACCGCAAAUGCGCGACAAGCUCUCAUCGAGUCCGAAGGGACGACUUGGCAGUUCUAGGACACCAUAUCAACGAGGAAACUUUCGAUGCAACCAAUGGACGUGCGGCGUAUUUCGCGGGACAUGAAAUCAUUGAAUUCCGCAAGCCGUUAUUGUACAACACUUUCACAGUAGAAGCAUGGAUCAAACCUGAAGGAGGACAAGCUGCUGUUGCACCGAUUCUUAACUUUGUUGAUCGUUGCCAAGGCGAAGAAGAAUCUAUAAUUUGGAUUUUAGGCCUUAAACAAAUGCAGAAAGGACAUGAUACCCGAUUGUAUUUUUCACUUAAAGCAGACAGGCUUACAAAACUUCACUCAGUCGUUGCUCACGAGAGUUAUAGGCCUAAUAUUUGGGUACAUGUAGCCGCCGUGUUCAACGGAACUUCGCUCAAGCUUUUCCUGAACCAGGCUCUUGUUGCUUCAAGUCAUAAGGAGUUCAGUCCUGUCUCAGGGUUCUUUCCAAGUAAAUGCGGGGCUCUUGAAGUAGGCGGGGACUCGCAGAAAGGACUGUUUUUUCGCGGAGCUGUUGACGACCUACGAGUGUGGAAAACAGCCAAAAGCCAAAGAGAAAUUUUCCAAAAUAUGAGAACAGAAAUUUUAGGAAAUGAUGAGAACAUUGUUUUAUACGAGAAGUUUGAAGGUUUGCAGAAUCAUGGAAACUUUGAUUUGGCUUUCCACGCUGUAACAACCUCCUAUCCAGAGUUUGAGCCAUCUACAUUGCCUAAAGAUCUGCACCAAAUCGAGGUUAAGAUACCAUUUUGCGGUAUCACUGUUUGCGACAAUCCCGAUGUUGUGCGUGGUUACAAAGAGAACUCUCACCUGCGCAGUAAAAAGACUCUUCGAUACAGGCUUAUAAACAUGGCAAAUGACGAUGGAAGCAACCCCCUGCUUUCCAACCAAGAAAUAAAACGGAAACACCAGAAACUGAACGAGAUCUUUUCGCGAUAUAACAUAACGUGGGAGAUAAGCAUCUAUGUUGUUAAGAAUUCGAGCCUUCGAACGAAUUCGUUUCUGUUCGACUGCAAACCAAGCAAGAGACGCAUGUGUGGCAAGGGGGUGCCCAUCAACGACUUCAAACGCCUCGUAAACCUUGACAAUCGAAAAUAUUUGAACGUUUUCGUAGGGAAAUCUGGCGAUCGAAUGCACGGCAAAGCAACUUUCCCGUGGGAUAUUUCGGUGUAUGGCGUAGAUGGCGGCACGGUUUUGGAUGUUGACCGGUUUGGGAAAACGAAAGGUGUUAAUGAUAUGGUACACGAAUUUGGUCAUAAUUUGGGCCUAUGGCAUGUUCAUAAAGGAAUGACCGAUUGUGACGACCCGUGCUUUGAGACGCAUGCGUCAAUGGAACUAGGUGACCUAUGCGCGGACACGAACCCUACUCCAUUGAACGAGCGUUGUAGAGACCCAAAACACGAGUUUUGUGGAAUUAAACGCUUUAGAAACACGCCGUUUAGGAAUUUCAUGGGAUACGGGGAUUGCCAAGAUGAGUUUACAAAUGACCAAGUAGCUAGAAUGCACUGCUAUAUCGAUUUAAUUCAUCACGGUUGGGUUUUGCAAGAUAACCCAUCACCAACGCCGUUGCGGCCAAAGGUUCUCUCUUACAGCAAUGGGCUGCUCCAGAUGGAAUGGGUUAGGCCGCUAAAUCUAGGAAAAGCCUUUGCAGAGAGAAACUGCAAUAAAUGCAGUCCUCAAAAGAAGAAAUUUCAUCAGUUUGCAGUGAAUGCUUACUCGCCUUCUUCAUCCUCAACUUGGCAACCUGAACAGGCUGUAGGCCCACCGAACUCAGAGAGGUGCCGAAUUGUUGGAACGAUAUGGAUGCAAGAUGUAGGAGAUUCUUCGAAGGAGUAUGUUAUAGACCUGAGCUUUGAAAAAGAGGUUAUUCCAACAGGAAUCGUCGUUUGGGUCACCUAUAAUGGCUAUAAUGCACCGUUUGACAUCGAGCUCCUUCAUGUCGACAAAAGUGUCACUUUCGUAGGCUCUGCAAUGGCCCAGUGUGAUAUCCCCUACACAAGAAGAAUUUUCACUAAAAAGACGACCAAGACAGUGAGACUACGAGUCCAUGAUUUGACAGGAAUCGACGCUGUGGAGCUCAUUUCUGAGGAGAAUCAUAACCACUGCGAAAAUUGCCCCGAUGUCAAGUAUGUCGUCAACAGAAAGCCUCCGUUUCAAACUGGCAGUUCUGUCGAGGUCGCUAUACCGAGGUUUAUAGACCGCCAAAUUAAAGACGAAGCCAUCUCAUACGAGUAUCGCAUUCAAACGGUUGUUGGGAGCCAUGUCAGUCUACCCUCGCUUCCGCUUAAGUUUCAACCCAAAGCGGGGUUCUGUGGUGACGGUAUCAUCCAAAAGCUGAGCGGGGAACAGUGCGAUGAUGGUAAUUUGCGCAGCGGUGACGGCUGCAGCAUCGAAUGCAAACACGAGGAUGUGUUCAAGUGCAAAGGCCAGCCCAGUUUAUGCUACAAAUACGAAGGUGACGGUGUUUGUGAAGACUUCGAGCGACAGAUAAGUGCCGUUGACUGCGGGUUUUAUGUUCCACAAGGCUUUGAGCAGCAAUGGGCAACAUCUGCAAUGACAAACCCGAGAUAUGACUGCAAACCAACGAAUGGGGCAAUGACGGGUCAUCCACCACCAGAUCUGAAAUGUCAUCAUACACAACCAGUUGACAAGACGGCCUAUGUUUGCGCGGAAGCUGAAAAUCAAGGUGAUUUCUGGAUAAGGUUUGGAUUUGCUGAACCAGUCGUGGCUACGUCGGUUGUUUUGUACCUUCAAUCCGAUGGCAAAUGGACGGGCAAGAAGAAGAGUUAUAUCAAAGUUGAAUUGAUCGAUACUGAAAACAAACUUCGAAGCAUUGGUGUGGAAAAUUUCACGGUAACAUGCAAACAGCAUCCAAUGGUUCUACCUGUUCUUCAUGAUAUGACAAGGCCUUUCUUCAGAACGAAGGCCGUGCAUAUCAGCUUUCCCGUGUACCGAAGGGUUAUCAUUUCUGGUGUUGCUUUGCGAACGUCAAAGAUACUGAACCCAGUUGCUGCCAGCUCUUGCGACGUAGCUAAGAAGGAGCUCUACAAUCCCAGAAUUCAUAGCUGUCAUCCAUACAAAUGUCACGUGCCUACAUGUAAGCCACUGAUCAUCAAGAAGGCAGAGGUUAAAUGUGAAGGGGUCAACGAUGGGGACACAUGUAAAGUCACGUGUUUUAAUGGUUACUAUCCAAGAAAAGCUGUUGCUGUGAAGUGCAUUCUGGGAAAAUGGAAUGUCAAUGCCAUCAAAUGUCUUCCAGUUGACUGUGGCCUAAUUAAAAUCAAAAGAGCUAUUCUUGAAUGCAAGCAGGAUACAACUUUCAAAAGCAUGUGCACAUUUCACUGUGUGAAUCGAGCGCACAUGGUGGGGGACGAUAACAAAAUAAUAUGCAUGGAGGACGGCCUGUGGUCAGCGAGAAAAGCCUCUUGUGAAUAUUACUGUCCAGCUCCACCUUUGGUCGAGAACAGUCACUCAUUAGACUAUAAAUGCGAUGCUAGGCAUGCGAAUGUCCGGCAACAGAAUGAGAUGGGAACGGUCUGCAGGUACCAGUGCAUGCCGGGAUAUGUUCUAGAUUCCCUGAAUUCUAAAGCAGUUGGAGUGUUAUCGCGGUUGACUUGCAAUGAAAAUGGUAUUUGGACACAGGACUCAAAAUGUGUCCCUGUGAAGUGCAAAGAAUUAUCUGAAUUUGCAAAGCUUGUCUACAACUGCACCAAAGCCAACGAGUUUGGCAGCAUUUGCAGAACAGUUUGUUCACAGACAAAUGAAACCCAUGAAGUUGUAUGCCAGGUAAACGGGCAUUGGUCAACAAACUUCAAUUACUGCCAAUACGAGGGUCACUGCGAUGCUAUCAGCUCAACCAAUGAUAUUGCGUAUAAAUCAUGUGCACACCACGUGGGAGGUUCUUGCCAACCAUUGUGCAUAAGUCAAGGCUACGAUGCAGCUUUCAAGGUGGGUAUGGAGGAAAAACAUGACAUAAAGCUGUAUUGCCUGCCGAAUAGAACUUGGUAUCCCAGCCCUGGUCAGAUUUACUGCGUAAAGUCGUGUAUGAAGAGUUACAGAGGCGAUAGCAUUUGUGACUGCAGCAACAACAACAAACAUUGUAACUAUGACGACGGCGACUGUUGUGAGCAGACUGUCAAGAAAAAGAAAGUUGAGUUUAUUGGUAGCUACCGCUGUAUUUGCAGAGACCCAAAGGUUCUUAAGCUAAUACAAAAGCCUGUUACUUAUUCACCUUUGAGUAAGGAUGGGCACAUUGAUUCCCAAGAGGGGAGUGGGUCGGGGCCACUCAAGACGACGUUUGAUAACAGUGAUGACGACGAUGGUGAUGAUGAUUAUGAUGAUGUUGGUGCUGACAAUGGUGGAAUCGGGGUCCUGCAUGGCUGAAUCUUAUAUAUGCUGGGUAGCUGUAUGCUCAACAGCAAUGGAUCAAAUCAUGAUCCUUUAGCAACAGCGCAAUCACUUUGAAUAUACAAUUGUAUGAUUAAAAGAAGGGAAGGAUGCAUUUUUAUUUAUUGUAUUAUUCAAAUUGGCUAUUUUAACUGGAUUUUAUCAAUAUUAUGCUGGAAAUUGUAAGAAAAAAUUUGUGUACCUAUGCGAUGGUAUGAUGGAAAGUUGGCAUAUCAAAUUUUGCAGAACUAAGGUAUAUUUUAUUCAGGAAAUGGCAAAUUUAUCAUUAACUUUUCACAAAUGUUAUUAUUUAUUGUGUAUUCCGGCUAAAACUAGUUAGCUUGUUCUAAUUUAUUUUAUAAAGCAUUUUAAGUAAACUUGUGACUACGUAACGAAAAUUCAUAAAACGCGAGGAUCGAAUUGUAAAGCGUUUGAAUAAAAAAAUGAAACUUUUAACUACAUUAAAAAUUAUAAACACUUCUUUUUAUUGUUGCUUACUAUGUAUUUUUGGCACGAAUGUUUGACUGAGAAGUUUUAUGCAUUUAAGCCCUUUUUGAUACGAUGCGAUGCUCUUAAAGAAUAGAAUACAAAAACGUUAAAAGGUUUUGCAUCUUCAAGUUUGAUUGCAUAUUUCCUUAGCUCAUGUUGCCAAAAGCUUUUUGAAGACUUUUAUGAGAUAAAUACGUAAAUUCUAACAAGAUUCGUUUACAGAAAAUCCAUUUCUUUUCUGCUUUUUAUUGAAGUUUAAAUUUUACUGAACCAUGACAAUACUAUCCAAAAAUUUCCAUUAAUGAAGAUCCAUUUUAUUUGAAUCAAAUCAAAUAACUUGAAAGAAAUGACCCAUAUAAAAGUAACUUUUCGUCAUUCCAACCUACUCUAUCAAAAUUUAGCUUAUCUCAAACGGAAGAUGUCUUAUCAACGUGAAGUCAAGCCAUUUAAUUCUUUUUAAUUGUAGCUAGAUUUAAUUUCCAAAUUUUCAGAAAUUGUCGUCAUUCCAACCUACUCUAUCAAAAUUAAGCUCACUUCAAACUGAAGAUGUCUUAUCAACGUGAAGUCAAGCCAUUUAAUUCUUUUUAAUUGUAGCUAGAUUUAAUUUCUAGAUUUUCAGAAAUUUCAAAAUGGUCUUUUUCUAGAGAAAAAUAAUUUCUCGAAAAAAUCCAUCAGCUGUUAAAUUUUUCUUGGUAGCAGACCUAAAGAAGUCUGUAAGUUCUUUAGUGAAGAUCUAUCUCGUAAUUUGUCUUUUUUCUAAAAUAUUCUUUGCAGCUUUUAUUUUCUAUUGUUCAAAAAAUAUUAUCGUAAAAAUUGUUGGUAAAAAAUUGUAUUUAAAAAGGUAUAAAAUAUACUUUUGCAGUAUUUUAAUCAUCCUAUAAAGGUACAAAUAUAUAUAUAUGUUAACUGUUAUUUAUAAGACAUUAUUAGUUUGAAUUCAGUUUUAUUAUUGAAAAUAUA